This is a messenger RNA of Diospyros lotus (date-plum), 804 nucleotides long. Its product is annotated as fasciclin-like arabinogalactan protein 12. The transcript has a single exon. NCBI's taxonomy places the organism in Eukaryota, Viridiplantae, Streptophyta, Magnoliopsida, Ericales, Ebenaceae. The coding region runs from base 1 to 804 and encodes 267 amino acids. The record is from RefSeq and is a predicted model, not a curated record.
AUGGUGAAGCAACUUUUCUCACCAUUACAACUACUACUAAUCUUCCUCUGCUGCUCCACUGCUCUUUCUCAGCCUCCCGCACAGGCUCCGGCAGCUCCCCCACCGGCACAGGCUCCUGUCGCUCUGCCUCCCCCAGUGGUUCAGUCUAUGGCACCAGGUCCAGCAUCAUCAGGUCCACCUAACAUCACUGCAAUCCUUGAGAAGGCUGGCCACUUCACUACCUUCAUUCGCCUUCUAAGGAGCACGAAGAUGGACAGCGACAUUUACACGCAGCUCAACACAUCAAGCCAAGGCCUCACUGUAUUCGCCCCUGAUGAUUAUGCCUUUGGUAACCUCUCAGCAGGCGCUCUGAACGCAUACAAUGAUGACCAAAAGUCCCAGCUCGUUAAAUUCCAUCUCAUAUCUUCGUACUUUUCCCUCCCCGAGUUCCAAACCGUGAGCAACCCGGUGAGCACAGAGGCCGGUACUAAAGUUGAGUACCCGCUAAACGUAACCAUAUCGGGGAGCCAGGUGAAUUUAACAAGUGGAUUUGUGAAUACAACAGUAUCCAACACAGUUUAUACCAAUGGGCACCUAGCAGUAUAUGCGGUGGACCAGGUUCUCCUUCCAAGGCGCUUCUUCGUAACUCCAUCGCCUGCGCCUGCUCCAGCACCAUCAAAGCCUGUGAAAGAGUCCCCAUCUACUCCAGUGUCCACUGCCGAUGCCUCAGUUCAAGCUUCUGGUGCAAUGCCAGUGAUUCACCAUGCUCUGAGUGCAGUGACCUUUCUAAGCUCUUUUGUUGCAGCCCUGAAUUUGUGUGUUUGA